Messenger RNA from Penicillium angulare, 1611 nucleotides. Its product is annotated as MDR family MFS transporter. Bases 1 to 1611 code for a protein of 536 amino acids. Gene Ontology annotation, molecular function: transmembrane transporter activity. The record is from RefSeq and is a predicted model, not a curated record. NCBI's taxonomy places the organism in Eukaryota, Fungi, Ascomycota, Eurotiomycetes, Eurotiales, Aspergillaceae. Gene Ontology annotation, biological process: transmembrane transport. The transcript is spliced from 3 exons.
AUGGCAGCUGGCAAACCAAACUUCGAAAACGACCAGUUUCCGAUAUGCUUGUCCGACCCAAACAAUAGUAACAUCAGCUCCCCUGUCGAUGAAACUAAUGAGGAGCGCCUUUCGGGCUACAGGCUAGCUGCCCUGGUGUUUGGGCUUAGUUGCUGUGUUUUCUGUACCGCGUUGGACGGCACGAUUGUUGCCACAUCAGUUCCCAAGAUUGCCACGCAGUUCCACUCCCUGGAAGAUGUUGGCUGGUAUGCAAGUUCAUACAUGCUGACCACCUGCGCAGUGACACUUCCAUUUGGUCGGAUUUAUACUCUUUUCCCAGCGAAAUGGGCAUAUCUGAGUGCUUUGUUUCUCUUUGAACUUGGAUCGCUGAUCUGUGGAAUUGCCCCAUCCUCUUUGGUUUUUAUUAUCGGACGGGCUAUCUCCGGCCUAGGGGGGAGGAGGCCUCUUGACUGGGUCGCUGGUUAUUAUUUCCAAAUGUGUGCCUGUACACCGUCGCCCAGUAUUCUCAGGCUUGAUUAUGGUCUUGGAGGUGUGUUCACUGAUCAUGUAACAUGGCGAUUGUGUUUCUAUAUCAAUCUGCCUUUUGGUGCUAUCACCGGUGUGACUGUUUUCUUCACGUUUCAAAACACCAAGCCGAUUGUCCAAGCUACCUUAAAAGAGAAGCUGUGGGGAAUGGAUCCACUAGGAACCAUCAUCUUUGUGUCAGCCAUUGUUAGCUUACUUCUUGCUCUACAGUGGGGUGGUUCAGUUCAUCCAUGGGGAGAUGGACGUAUCAUUGCCCUUUUUGUUGUAUUUGGAGCCUUACUUGGAUGCUUUCUCUGCCUUCAGCUCUAUCUUGGAAAGAAGGCAAUACUGCCACCUCAUCUAAUUUGUAUGCGGAAUAUAUGGGGGUCUGCACUUUUCGCUUUCUGCGCGAAUGGUGUGCUGAUAAGCUUCGUCUAUUAUCUUCCGAUUUGGUUUCAAGCCGUCAAAGGCACCUCAGCCACAAGGUCGGGCCUCAUGAAUCUCCCUUUUAUCCUCUCCAACGUUCUGAUGACAAUGCUUUCUGGUGCCUUUGUCACAAUGAUCCGAUAUCUCAGUCCAUUCAUGCUCCUCAGCGCUGCAAUGACCUGCAUCAGUGCUGGAAUCCUCACCACGCUUGAACCUACCAGUGGCCCUGCAAAAUGGGUCGGCUAUCAGCUAUUUCUUGGCAUCGCAAUUGGUACAGGCUUUCAACUGCCCAUCUUUGUUGUCCAGACUACUCUCCCUGCCACUGAUAUCCCGAUUGCCACGGCACUGAUGACAUUUGCCCCGCUUCUUGGCGGCUCUGUGUUUGUCUCUGUUGCACAAAAUCUGUUUAAUAAUCGGCUGGUAGCUGGAUUAAAGGCCAAUUUGACGCAAUCAGAUGUCUCGGCGGUGUUACAGGCGGGGCCAACAGGAUUGUGGGUCAGAUAUCAAGGUGCUACAUUGCAGACGUUGUUGAAAGUAUAUAAUGCAGCAGUGACAAGGACAUUUUAUGCUGGUAUCGGAUUGGCUGCGACUUCAUUUAUCGGGGCAGCAGUUGUUCAGUGGCGGUCACCAAAGCAGGAUACAAAUGAUAAUUUUAGGGAGGAGGGAGAUGUUUCACUGUAA